GCAGGUGGGGCCCACACAAAAAGAAAAAUGAAAGAAAGAGGGAGAGAGCACGUGACAAAAGGGGAUUCAGUACUUUUAUAUAGGGCAAUACAGAUAAUGAUACAAAAAGGAGAGGCAUAUGAGGGAAUAAGGGGAUUGAGCCGCAAAAACAAAUGAAAAAAAAAACCUAGAAUAUAGGAACCUACAGCCACCAUAACAAAAAGAAAAAAGGAGGGGCCGCAUGAGAUCUUUCUUUUUUCCUUUUUAGUAGCUAAAACGUGUACCCAAGAAUGAUAUAAAACUAAGAAAACUCAGUACACCAAAAGACCAUAUAAGCAGCUCACCCUUUUAACUCCAAAAAAAAAAAAAAUCAUCCAUCAUCUUCUUCAAAUUUUCCACAAACCACCGUGAACAACUCCCCCCCCCCCCUCGCCGGAAAAAUCACCGGAAAAUCCAACAAAAAAGAAAAAAAAAUAUAUUAUCAUCAUCUUCUUUCAUUUUUUUUUUCUCACCUUAAACAGCAACCACCUCAAAAACCACACCAUCGUUAAACCACUUAAAUAUAAAAUAUCCAUUUUCUUUUAACCAAAAUUUCAUUAACAGAGUUGAGUUGAGAUUUCGGGUUUAGAUCUAAAAAAAUAUUCGACGCUGUUUUGGUCGGGGUUUUCCGGUUCAAAGCUCCGUUUGGCUAUCUCAUUCAAAGGAAAGUGUUAUUUCCCACAUUGAAAGGUACAACAUGUUUUAUCCGGGCCGUGGGAAGUGUCAAAAGAGGAAGCGAGAUGGGAGUAUACCACUUCAGGUUGUUCAUGAGGUCCCUUGGAAACUUUGGACAUGGUGGAAUGAAAUGGAUAUGCUAGAACACACAAAGAUCUUUAAGCAUAUGGGGUUCUUGACCAACAUUAUGAAAAUCGACCCUAGGAGGGACGUGAUUGAUGCUUUGCUAUCCUUUUGGGACCCUACAAAGAAUGUGUUCCGAUUUUCAGACUUCAAGCUGACCCCUACCUUAGAGGAAAUUGCUGGCUAUACCGGACUUGGUGAGAACCUACACCGCCAAAAGCUUGUAGCCCCAAGACUUAUUUCUGUGAACAGUUUCCUCACAAAAAUGAACAUCGCUAAGCGCAAAGAGGAUGAGAAGAAAAAUGGCAAGGAAGAAUUUCUGGAUGAGGGUUGGGAAUCCCUAGACAAAGGAUGGAUUUCUUUAGAAUUCUUGUAUGAGAGGUACGGGAGAAGAGACGGGUUUGAGAGGUUUGGAAAGAGGCUCAGUAAUAAAGGAAAUUUUGAAAUUUGGAAAGACCACAGUCGUUUUGCCUUCAUGGUGGCAUUUUUAGGAAUAAUGGUCUUCCCAAGACGGGGGCAGAAAAUCAACAUCCGUUUAGCCGGGAUAGUAGACGUCUUGACCACAAAGAAGGAUCAUACCAUUGUGCCAAUGAUCUUAGCAGAUAUUUAUCGGGCCUUGACGGUUUUCCAAAAGGGAAAGGGUUACUUUGAAGGGUGUAACAUAUUAUUGCAAAUGUGGAUAGUGGAGCACAUCUUCCGACCCCGUCACGUGGCAAGAUUUGUUCAUGAUCGGAGUGAUUACAUUUUAAGCUAUGAAACUAGGGUAAAGGAUUAUAAGCAACCGGACGGUGUGGAGGCAUGUAUUGGAGAAUUUCGUUCAUUAACGUCAGAUAAGAUCACUUGGAACUUCCCUUGGUUCCCUUGGAGAGAAGUCAUAUACACAUCUACACAUCGCCCAUCUCUCUUAUUGAUGGGUAUAAGGGGUGUUCAACCGUACGUACCAUUACGAGUUUUACGACAAUUGGGUCGGCGCCAGAUAAUACCUGUAGUAGAAGACAUGACGAAUUUUGUAUUUGAGGUAAGACCAGAAAUCCCCUUGCCUGAAGGAUUGGUUGUGGAGAUUUGGAAUGGCUGUCGGGUAAUGACAUUCGAUACAAUGGUUACCGAGCGUCAUUUGGGGGAAGUGCAUCCGGGAUACCCUAUAUGGCUCGAGAACCAACCAGUUGUGAAAGUUCAACCCAAGAGAUCCGCAAAAGGGCCAGUAGAUUAUGAAGCCGAAAUGGACAUAAAAAUCGCGAUGGCGAUGAAGGAGCACCAUGCCGCCAAUCUACUCUUACAAGCAGAUUUAGAGCGUGCUAGAACAAGCUUGGCCCAACAACAAAUGGAGUAUGAGGAAAAGAUCAGACAAGCCCGUUUAGAAGUAGGAGCAGAUUAUCAAUCCACACUGCAAACUAUAAACACAGACCUGGAGCACGCUAAGGCUAUAAUUCAGCAGCGGGAUGCAGAAAUUGCCGAGGAAAGGGCCAAAACAACCGCACUACAGGGAAAGCUUCAACUGGCCACGAUUAGGGGGUCACAGAUAGCGAAACGUGCUAAAAUUGUUAGACAAGGUUUGCAAGAGAGAUUGAGCAUCCUUGAAGAGGAUAUGCACCAGCAGCAGAAUGAGUUUGAACGAAAAGAAGAACAAUUUAAAAAAGAGAAGGCUGAGUGGUUACGCUCCCAAGAUAAACUUCACGAAGAAUUGGAGGAAGCAAAAAGGAACUUGGCUCGCCAAAAUGUAGGCUCUGAUAUGUCCCAGUUAAUUCAGGAAAGGGAGAUGUUACAGGAGAAAUUAGAGUCAGUGACCGUGCGUGAGAAAAAGGCGAGAGAAGAGGCCGCUGCCCGUGAGUUAAGGAUAAAAGAAUUAGAGUACAAAUGUGGGACGGUUCGAGGUAGGGUCCGAGGUAUGGCCAUUCGCUCUUCACAAGCAGGUUUGGAAUAUGAAAGAUUGGGCUACGAGCAGUUUCAUUCGCAAAUACCUACCUUUGUCGAUCAUCUCACACGUACACUGCAAGGUUUAUAUAAGGAUAUGGGUGGCCAGCUGAAUCAGAGUCAUCAUGAAGGGGACAAGGAAUAGAAGUGUCGAUGCAGUCAACGUGUUCGUCUUUUACCUUUUGCUCUUUCAUUUUUCUUUUGAGUUAGCGUUACGUUGUCUUUAGUACUAGUGGAGUCGAUUUUAGUUCAU
Lycium barbarum (goji berry) is the source of this 2980-nucleotide messenger RNA. RefSeq lists its product as uncharacterized. The coding region runs from base 716 to 2872 and encodes 718 amino acids. Lineage: Eukaryota; Viridiplantae; Streptophyta; Magnoliopsida; Solanales; Solanaceae. The transcript is spliced from 2 exons. The record is from RefSeq and is a predicted model, not a curated record.